AUGCCACUCAGGAUAUCUCUUCGCUUUGUGGUCGAUCUCCUUGUAAACCGACUAGAUGAACUGUCUCAAUAUCUCAUUGACCAGGGAUUAUCUCCGCCUCCCAUGUUUAAUGAAAACGAGAUUGCGUUAAAAAAUGCUUUAGAAACUCUUGGACUUGGCCAUGUACAAUUGGCCCUGGAGAUGAUUGAGACUAAGGAUCGGCAAUUGGCACAUUUUUCCCUCGCAGGAACUACCCAGGCUCUGCUUGAGGAUACAGAAGGGGCAGGCCUUGAGAUCGACCUCAGCGAGUUGAACACAAACAUGGAUAUAUUGGCGCGACCACUGGGUACUGACGGCUAUGAAGAAAUCCACCAACCUAUAUCACGGACAAGGUUGACUCUCCCUGAGAUGGCGGACGACUCGCUGCCGCACCUUUUUGAAGACGAACUCGUUGAUUUGGGGCGCCUCUCGGAUUUGGGCCGAGAGACAAGUCCAAAAGACUCUUCACUAGCGGAUUUCCCUGAAUUUUCCCCAUCUAUCCAAUCAAAUAAGCAGCAGCCAAAUGAUCUACCAGAGUUGGAAUCUCCGAAUCGCUUUCCAAGAACAACGGACACCGCAUCAAGUGGUGAUGAACUGAAGCAAAACACAAAUAGCAACGAAGACAUGGAAGAUAUUGUGCACCGACUUUCAGACCGAAUGGGAAGUCUACAGAUUGGAUCUGAUGGACAAGUGCGAUAUUAUGGCCCGACGUCUCACUUUAACUUGCUGCGAAUGCCUACCCCGGACAAGCUAACCAUCCAUCGCAAUGUGCGAAAAGACGGGCAAGACUACCUCUAUCGCAUGGGGAUCGGGAAAAGUGUGCCUCCUGAUUUGGAAGCUCACCUGAUCAACCUUUUUUUACAUGGCACAAUCCUUCAUUCGAUGUGGUGUUGUCUUGGUGCUGCAUUCGAGCCUCGCUACCAUCCGAAUUUUAUCACAUACCCAAAAUCUGUCUCGGACUUCUUUGCGGAUCGUGCUAAGACAUUGCUUGACAUUGAGCUUGACUCACCAUGCUUGGCGACUGUCCAGGCAAUGGUAGUGUUGAGUGGACACGAUAUAGGCUGCAAACGCGAUGCAAGAGGAUGGCUUUACAGUGGAAUGGCUAUGCGACUUGCUUUUGAUCUUGGACUACACCUCGACAUGUCACCCUACGUAUCAGACGGGUCGAUUAGCGCGGCCGAGGCUGAACUGCGACGCAAAGUUUUCUGGGGGGCUUACACGCUGGAUCAACACUGGGGCUUCCUCCUUGGACGUCCAUUCAGAAUCAAUAUGGAAGAUGUCACCGUUGACAAGCCUGGCCGCGAUCCGAGGUGGGAUCAGGCUCAGCGAUGGACUCCCUACGGACUCCCGUAUCCCGUGUCGUCUGCAACGGACUCGCCCAUUGUGAAUCCAGUCACAGCUCUGAGUCAGUAUCGUAUUUCACUAUGUGAGAUCAUGACGCCGUUAGGACAUGUUUUGUACGGAUCUUCAAAGAUAUCGAAACAUGAUCUGCAAAGUCUCAAUGCAAGGACUACCCAAAGACUUCUCCAAUGGAAGGCGAAUUUGCCCAAGCCUCUGCAAGUGGACCUCGACAACUCAUCUAUUCCCUAUCUGCCACAUGUGCUACUGCUUCAUAUGCACUAUCACCAAGCUAUCAUUCACGCACAUCGACCAUGGAUCUCUAAAAGUUCGAUUCAACCUCAACCCGCUCAAGGUCCCGGCCAUAACCACGCUCGCAAAAUGUGUGUCGAAUCCGCAACCGCAAUUGCUAAACUACUUCACCUAUACGAAUUGCGCUAUACUUUCCGUCGCAUGAACAUCCAAGCAGUUGCCAUAACAUGCUCCGCGGCCCUGAUAUUGAUGUUUGCGACUAUUCUCAAUCGAGACUUCACCCAUGACCAUGAAACGGUGGCCCAUCUCAGCCUUUGUUUUAGAGCACUGGAGGAAUUUGGUCUCUCAUGGGAGAGUGCCAAACGAGCGCAGAGCUUCUUACUCCACAUGCAGGGAUUAUGGGAAACGCGGGUCCGUCCCUAUCGUUCAGCAAAGAGAGCCAUGCCUGAAGCUCAUGAUAAAUCUCGAGCACAAUCACCUCAAACCAAGCGGUCACGCACUUCACCUGAACCUGGCUCUGGGGGGACUGAUAUUCCUGGGAACGAUUCAAUAGCGCAAGAAUUACAUGAGAACGAUAAUAGCCUAGUGGAUUGUGACUCGGAGGAUUUUGACUGGUUGUGGGCUGCUAGCAUGGGGGCUGUUCCUCCUUCUGGGUGA
Penicillium daleae is the source of this 2265-nucleotide messenger RNA. RefSeq names its product fungal specific transcription factor domain-containing protein. Gene Ontology annotation, molecular function: DNA binding; zinc ion binding. NCBI's taxonomy places the organism in Eukaryota, Fungi, Ascomycota, Eurotiomycetes, Eurotiales, Aspergillaceae. Bases 1 to 2265 code for a protein of 754 amino acids. The transcript is spliced from 6 exons. Gene Ontology annotation, biological process: DNA-templated transcription. The record is from RefSeq and is a predicted model, not a curated record.